GGAUGGUUACGGUUCUUGUCCCAUGAGAUGUACGUUGUGAUUAGCAGCUACUUCAGCCACCAGUAUCUGUGCUUGAACCACAACGGGACGCUUUACCUGACGGUGAGUGCCCUCUAACGUUCUCAUGUGCGGGGUGCUCAGCAAUCGGUUGUAAGGAAAGUCAGGUGGUCAGACACACACACGCAAGUAAUAGAACUGGGUCAGUUAAGAGGAUUAUGGGACGGUAGUAAGCGAAUAACAUAAACACAGAGACAUACUGUGAUUAGAAAAAAGCCCCAUGGUGUAUGGGUGGCAGUCCUAGGGGUAGCACCUCUGAUUGGGUGGCAGUCCUAGGUUAGCACCUGUGAUUUAGUGGCAGUCCUAGGGUACCACCUGUGAUUGGGUGGCAGUCGUAGGGGUAGCACCUCUGAUUGGGCGGUAGUCCUAUGGGUAGCACCUAUGAUUGGGUGGCAGUCGUAGGGGUAGCACCUCUGAUUGGGCGGUAGUCCUAUGGGUAGCACCUAUGAUUGGGUGGCAGUCGUAGGGGUAGCACCUCUGAUUGGGCGUAAGUCGUUUCCCUUUGGGUUAGCUCAUCAAUAUUUAUUCGACACAUGAUUCUCAGAUAGCACCUUUGUUUCUUUGGGUUUUUUUUUUUUUUUUUUUUAAAACAUAUGUCCAUUAUCGAGCAGCAAUUCUUCUACAAUUUGUAUUCUGCUAUUCUUCCACUUUUUUUCCCAUCUCUUCUAUACAGAAAAAAUUUUUUUUUUCUUUUUUUUUUUUUUUUUUUCCUUUUUUUUUUUGGGUUUUUUUUUUUUUUUUUUUUAAACAUAUGUCCAUUAUCGAGCAGCAAUUCUUCUACAAUUUGUAUUCUGCUACUCAUCCACAUUUUUUCCCAUCUCUGCUAUACAGAAAAACGUCAGCCCCGAAUGUUACCUGAAGGAGUCCACCCUCGACGUUGAGGGCUCCGCAUCUCAGACCUACGAGUUCAUCUACUACAAACAUCUCCCAAAGCGCUACCUAAGCAUAGACUGUGACGUCGAGACGAGCAACGACACCAGCGCGGACUCGGUCCGAUUCAACUACGACGAGAAUUCGGAGAUGCACCCGGGGACUCCAACGACUUGCGAGUCCGAAAGAAAAAAAGAAGAAGCCAAGCAAAAAGAAGAAGCCAAGCGGAAAGCUUUGAAAACGCGCAAGAUGCUGAAGGCGCGCAAGAUGCUGAAGGCGCGUUGGUGCUGGAAUCUAAAUCGCAUGGAGAAGAAAAAAGACGCAUACAUCAACAACUGCACGGCGAAGUAUUGCCCCAAAGAGCGCCGCGAUAAGUGUGUGUGUGACAUCUUGAAGAAUAUGUUGAACAAUACCAGGAGGGCGAAGCGGAAAUGUCUGAUCGCCAAAGUGCGCUCGUGGGUCAGGAAGCAAAAACUGACCCCCAACGAAGACCUGAUCAAAGAGGUCGCCAAGCGACUCUUGCCGGGCUAUCACGGCAUCUCCAAGCGGAUGCAGAAUCUCGCAAAGCAGAAACGGCGGAAGAGCAGCCAGUCGGCGGGCGAGAAACCAAGAUCCCGAACCAAUCGCACGAGGACCGCCAACAGACCAAUCAAAAUCAAGCCAUUGCUGGAAAAAAUAUUUAAAAAUGAACUCAAAGACUUUAAACAGACGGGGGCCAGUGUGAGCCCUCUAUCCAAAGCCUUCGCCGAUGAAAUAGACAAAUUAAUUAGGCCAAGCCCGCGACACAGACGGAGGCACCACGGGAGCAGGGGAAGUUCUAAAUCAAGGGGACGAAGAGCGCGGAGAUCCAUAAAAAUGAACUCCUUUCUUUUCAAAGGAAAUAUAACAAACUCUGACAAAUCUAGGUCAUCGUCCCCGGGCUAAGGCCACGACCAUGAACUCUAGGUCAGUAAACUGUCAGGAUUACCUACCUUGAACAAAUUACCUCAUCUGUAUAAACAAGCAAAGCUGUAAACGCUCCUCUACUUGGUUGAAAGAAAAAAAAAUGAUCACGAAAUGCUUGUCCUGGAGCAAUCUGGAGGUUGUUUAUAGUAUUGUCCUUCACAAAGUCGCAUCCCUGCUAUUUCAUCCAUGCCUCGUCAUGUCACUCGGGAACAUGGUGCUUUUCAAGAAACCAACUGCUUUUCGGGGCCCCCCUCUCCACACAUGAGCGUGGUUUUUGGUGGCUCUCCCCCCCCCCUCCCCACACUAGCUUGUGUCACCCGAAAACCUGGUGCUGGCCGUCAUCGACCUGGUCGUGUACAUUUCUGUGCAGUGCGAGAGAACGUUAGGACGAGGUCUGUGGCUCAAACAAACGGGAAUAUAGAAUUUUUAAUGAUGAGAACAUGUGAGCCAGAGGAUCAAACUACGUUGUGCCCCGAAGCCGGAGGUCGAAGCAAGAGGCAACUCUGACUGAUGGAUACCUCGUAUGCGGUCAGCAAAGGGGGAAGGGUGUUUGUCUCAUUAGUGACCACACAAAAAAAAAAAAGAUGAGAUAUGUUUCUAUCCUACAAACUGACAAGCUCCUCCUACCAACUGAGGCGACCACUGCAGUAUUCGUAUGUCCUUGGUGGCUGUGGUUAGGACACAUGGCAUCGCACUUCGGCUUGACUCUUGUUUUAAACAAGAUUUGUCCUUGACCUAUAGAGCCAUAACGGGGGCACUAGAAUGUGGGUCUCAUUUAGUCGAUUUUUGUUUGUUUUGUAUGUGAACAAGUUCAAAAGAGCUUACAGCGGAACAAGUUGGAUGGAGAUUAUUAGCUUGCAAGAGACACUGUCAGCAUACACCGAAGCUACACUCGAGAUGAUGUAAUUUCGGCCAGCUGUGAAUAUAUUGAGGCUACCUACGAAUUUUGUUGUAGCUACUCACGAAUGUACCAACGCCACUGAUGGGGUAGUGUUUGCCACUCUCCUGUUUGAAAAGUUAAGAUUUCUUCAGCUUGACUCAAUUGUGUAGACAUUAAUUAUACUAUUUUCCAUUGAACCAUUGGUGUGAACACGAUAUAUAUAUAGUUUGAAUUUUUUUUUAGUCAAGUAUAGGUUCCUAUAUAUGCAUAUCUAUAUAUAAAUGCAAGCAAAAAAAUUUGAAUUUUUAAAACACCUUUCUUCCCCUUCAUUCUUUAAGUUUAUAUUUAAUAUAAAAAAUAUUCAUAAGAAGUGACCAUAAAUACCAACUCAUAAAAAUUGUAAAACAUUUUCUUUCAAAUAGUUAUGUUUUUCACCCUUCAAUUUUACCCAUCAUACAUUAGCCUUCACAGAUAUACACGCACACACAUUUACUUAGAUAUCAUAGAAGGGUGUAUAGAUAUACUAGAAUGAGCUGAUACUGAUGUAUAACAAAUAAUAAUCUAUGAAACACAGUACCAAACUAUAUUUGUUUCUUAGCAUGGCUUUUUGCUAGAUGUGAUUUGCUAAUGGGGCGACUUUAAACAUAUCAUACGGUAGAUGAUGGCUGAGCCUUGCUGUGCCUAUGUAUUGUAUUUAUUCCGAAGACCACAUUAACGCUAUCACAAGGAGGGCAGGUCAAAUAUUAGAAGCCACUUGGUCCCCAACUGUCCUAAGGAAUGCAGGUUAGCUUUUAGAAAUUUACCCCCCCCCCCGAGUCCUCC
Messenger RNA from Lymnaea stagnalis (great pond snail), 3574 nucleotides. Lineage: Eukaryota; Metazoa; Mollusca; Gastropoda; Lymnaeidae. The record is from the annotation of a GenBank genome assembly.